Messenger RNA from Papaver somniferum (opium poppy), 725 nucleotides. RefSeq names its product 60S ribosomal protein L31. NCBI's taxonomy places the organism in Eukaryota, Viridiplantae, Streptophyta, Magnoliopsida, Ranunculales, Papaveraceae. Gene Ontology annotation, cellular component: cytosolic large ribosomal subunit; ribosome. Gene Ontology annotation, biological process: cytoplasmic translation. The transcript is spliced from 3 exons. The coding region runs from base 123 to 488 and encodes 121 amino acids. Gene Ontology annotation, molecular function: structural constituent of ribosome. The record is from RefSeq and is a predicted model, not a curated record.
CCUGACCAAAACAUAUUAAGGUUUUGCGAUUUAGGGUUUUUUCUUUAGUUCCUCUCUGUCUCUUGCGCCUUCAGAUUUUUCUCUCUGAGAUUUGUUAAAGAGGAGGAGAUUGUGAAGAAAAGAUGGUUGAAAAGACCAAGAGCAGAAAGGAGGAGGUUGUUACUAGGGAAUACACCGUCAAUCUUCACAAACGCCUUCAUGGAGUCACCUUCAAGAAGAUGGCACCAAAGGCCAUAAAGGAGAUUAGGAAGUUUGCCCAGAACGCCAUGGGGACAAAGGAUGUUAGAGUAGACGUCAAGUUGAACAAACACAUCUGGAGCAAGGGUAUCCGCAGUGUCCCAAGAAGAGUUAGGGUUCGCAUUGCUCGCAAGAGAAAUGAUGAUGAAGAUGCCAAGGAAGAGCUCUACUCACUCGUCACUGUAGCAGAAAUUCCCGCGGAAGGUCUCAAAGGUUUGGGUACUAAGGUCGUUGAAGAAGCUGAUGAUUAGACUUUUCAUUGAGAUACCAGUGUUUAUUUUGUCUAGCUAUUAGUAUAACUGGAAGGAAGUUUUGGGAAUAUUAAGAUUUUAGUUCUUUCAGAUUGAUUUUCAUUUUGGAUUGAAUUCUUAGUUUCAAGCUUGUAGCAAGACGACGCUUCUUUUCUUCCCUAUCGUUAACUAUGUGGUUUGCAGUUAUAAUGUCAACCAUAGAAACUGUAUUUGUCAAGUAAGAUCAAGAUUACAGUC